Phlebotomus papatasi is the source of this 5697-nucleotide messenger RNA. Its product is annotated as GRIP and coiled-coil domain-containing protein 2-like. Lineage: Eukaryota; Metazoa; Arthropoda; Insecta; Diptera; Psychodidae. Gene Ontology annotation, cellular component: type III intermediate filament. Bases 714 to 4556 code for a protein of 1280 amino acids. The record is from RefSeq and is a predicted model, not a curated record. The transcript has 17 exons.
UGGAAAUCGUGUCGUCAGUCAAUCGGUGUCCGACCAUCGGAGUAGAUUAAGUUGUUCACGCACUUUGCGAAAAAGAUCACACGAAAAAUCCAACAAACGAACUUUUAGUGAUAAGAAAAAUUUUGUUUUUUAUUAGGACUUAAAUCGAACAAUUGCUAAACGACUCCUUGUGGCUUUUUAUGUGAUUUGUUAUCUAAUAAAUAUAUUUUGUGCACAAUUGAACUUUUUUUUUGCAUUGAUUUUUGCGCAAAUUGAAGAACUAUUUAUAACGAUUUCUUGCUGCUAUUGCUCGCAAAAACACAUUUCGAACGAGCUUUUUUUUUUAAAAAUUUUCUUACCCAAAAGUUAUCUUACUGUGGGUGGUGAACAUUUUUCACAUAAACAUCGAUUUUACAUCCAACGUUUGUGCUGAAAGGAUUAAGUCAUAAAUGUCGUAGCACAAUUGUAACAGCUUAAAAUAUAUGACGAGAGAAAGUGCUGAAAGUGCGACAAUACAGCUGCUCGUCUGAAGGAUAAAAUCUGUAAUCUGCGUUGGAUAAAUUGAUUAUUGCGCGGGAAAUCAGCAAAUUGAGCACUCGGAGUGUGAUUGAUUCAAUUCAGCCCAAAGGAGACAGAGAAGUGACUCAACAUCUCUGUCAUUGUACUCUGGUUGGACACGAAGAGCUCGUGGAGAUUUUCUGGGAGAGGGAAUAAAAAACGAAGUGCUGAAAAAAAUGGCAGAAAUCAAGCAGAAAAUCUCCAGCAACAAAUUCAAUGAAUCCGCCAGUGUUGAUAUUUCUGGUUCAGCAGUGGCAGCAAACGAACGACUAAAGUGCUCAGAUGAACAGUGUAAAAAAGUUAGUGAAGAGUGCCAAGUGCAUAAGGUUUUAGUGGAUAAGAAGCCACCAGUUCCAAUUAAGCGCAAAAAGAAUGUCCCAGUGACUGAGAAAAGUUCUGUGGAAGUUGAUGCUGAGAGUCUAAGCGCCAGGAACACAGUCACAAUGAAUAAGAGACUCAAAGUAGAUGAUAAGGUGGUGACAUCAAAACCACCACUGCCUCCAAAGCCAGAUAAACUGACCUCAGCAAAAAUUGCACCAAAGACAGACAAGGUGAAGAGGAAGGCUGAAGAAAAUAGAGCAACUCUUGUAGCUAAACUCAAUGCUUAUGCUGAACAGUUGCGUCUCGAAGUGGCUGAUCUCAAAGCCUCCCUCAUCACCGAAAGAUCCGCCGUCAGAGCUUUAAGAGCACAAAUUGAGGCAAACACUAGAAGAGCCAAAGUCGAAACGAAGAAGCAUCAAGAAGCUUUGCUGAAGAAAGUAUCAGUACCUCAAGCAUCAACUUCUUCGAAGAAAAUUAACGGCCAAAAGAAGGAUGAACCCGUAGGAACAGCUUCAAUUGGAAUUGAGUGCUCACUCCUGCUGGACACGGGAAAACUCAAUCAGGAAAUUUCCAUUUUGCGGGAUACGAAUAAGUGUCUGGAAGAAAAAGUUCAGAUCACUUCUGAGGCCGAGAAACGGAAAUCUGCCGAUAUGAGAGAACUUAAGGAUUCUUACGAGCUUCGAUUGACUCAAAUAACGAAAUCUGCUAAAACUGAAAUUCAUCGUUUGUUGGAAGAAAUAAAAUCCAAAGACCGAAUGGUACGUCAACUGAAGAAGGAGCUAAUGAGGAAAGACGUUAAAAGACUGGAGUCAAAUGUGAAAAAUUCGAAAAAUCACCAAGAUAUGCGAAAACUGAAGGAACCUGAGCGAAGCAGCGGUAGCAGUACGAAUUCAAGUAAAAUGACGACGUGUGGUGGAAAUGAAUUCGUUUCAAUGCCACACGAAAUGCCAACACGAAUUUUGGAAGCUCACAAUGAACUUCAUAUGUAUAGGAAUAAGGACCCCGCGGGAUCAGACAAUGAUUCAGCACUCUCUUCGGCGCCACCGUCUCUAAGUCCACAGCCCAACUCACCUCCGGAUGUGUGGCAAACGUACAAUACAAAAGAAGUCGUGUGCCAUGGCAGUUUGCAGAAAGAAAUUAACUUCCUGCAGCGAGAGAAUGAUGCCCUGAAUGUACAACUGUGUGCAGCACGUGAAAAGAUUCGGGAGCUGGAAAAAGCGCUAUUGGUGACACAAAACGGCGAUCGUACACAGCAUUUGAUUGAGAAGAUAAGACUUCUGGAGCAGAAGGAGUCAGAACUGAGCAAAGAGGCAUAUGAGCUGAAAGAGCAAAAUGAACUGCUGGAGUUUAGGAUUGUUGAAUUGGAGGAAAGUCACGACAAGUGGUCACUCAGAAGCAAUUCAACUCCAGACACUCGGGAUGUGUGGACAGAUACGGAGAAAGAGCACGACGAUCUUCUCAUGAUGUCUGAACGAUCGGAUUCAGGAGUCACCUCACCGCAUAGUCAUCAUCAACUUGACGAUCGAACUAGUUUACCAUCACCAUGUGAUUUAUCUAUGAUCGACAGCAUUCCCAAUGAUGAUGUCAGAAAGAGGAUUAUUGCAAUGACAAAGAGGCCCUGCUAUGAUGAUGAUGACAAACUCUGCCUUCUGCAAAUACUCUCCCUGCUCAAUAAUCUCGAAGCCCUGUCGCAGGAUCAGGAAAUCACUGGAGAAUUUCUGAGCCUGGAAAUCAAUCAAUCCCGGCGAAGUGGAUCAACGGAAAAUUACAGUGUUUUGGCCGAGGAGACACCAAAUCGGCUGAAAAAUCAGGCGCGCAUUGUUGCAACAGUACAACCCUAUAGUAGUGGCUUGGACUGUGAAGAACCUAUUAAGCCUCGUUAUACUGCUCUACCAAACACUCAAGAGACCUGCCUCAAGCGAAAACAUCUCUCAACCAGUAAUCUCCAGGAGAGUGGUGUCUUUGACACAGAUUCCGCAGAUUGCACCAACCAAGCUACUCAGACCUGUCCUGAAGAUUUCCCUGUCUUUGAACCCCGAAGUGGUGAUCUUACAGCUGAAAUUCAGAAACUUAAUAAAUUCAGGGAACGCAUUGAGGAGGUUGUUACUGCAAAGAAAUCUAGUGUUGUCAACCUUCUCUCGCCAGAACAAAGUCGAUUGCAGUACUACAAAGAUCGAUUGGAAUUGCUGGAAAACAAGAUCCUCGUGUACGAGAGCAGUGGAGAUCUUCAAGUGAGGCGUUUGGCUGAGAGGCUACAGCGAGAGAUUCAUUUGGAAUCUCUGGUAAAACAGCUCUCUGGGAAGCUUGAGGAGCUCGAGAAGGAGAAUAGAACUCUUGACGAGGAACGGUGUGAAUUUGAGGAGGCAGAAAACGACACACGGCUCCGGCUUCAGAGGCUCGAGGUUGAAUUUGAAAUCCUCAAUCAGCGCAAUAUUGAGCUAGAAAUGUCCCGAGAGGCACUUCAGUCGAAGCUGAAGGACACAAAGAGGCAAGUUGUGUCCAUGGAGGACCAAAUUGAAGAGUAUCAGAUGAAGAUUGAAGAAGUGGAGAACAGUAAAAAUGAUCUCAGUUGUACCAUGGAGAAAAUCAAAAAUGCCAUGCCCGUCCUGAUGCUCUACCAUGAAUUCCAACUGAGGCAGGGCCUGUCCAGUGGAGAAAUACUCACCCCAAAGAUAACCAAUGAUGGCAUUUCAAUGAGCAGUGGAUCCAGUGAGAAUUCCACUGAGAAAGAGCUGAGACAGAAAGUUUCUGAGCUGACAAAUCGAGUGAAGGAACUCGAGAAGGGGAUUGAUGAGCUAAAAUUAGCCUACAAUGAGACUUUAGAAAAUGCCGAUAAUCUCUGGGCACAGAUGGAGAAGGAUUACAAGGAUCGGCUGCAGCAAAUGGAACUCACUGAGCAGAAUAUGAAGGUGAAAAUUGGGCAACUGGAGGAACGUAUUAUUAAGGAUUCACAGUAUGCUCAGGAGAGGAUAGGUCAGAUGGAAGAUAGUGAAUAUACUUUGAAAAGCCAAAUUUGCAAACUCAAUCGAGAGAACAAGGAGCUCCUGAAGAAGUAUACGAGUCUUGUUGAUGAGUACAAUACCCUCAAGGAGGACUGUCAGAAUCUCAAGAGCUAUCUCGAGGGUCCUGCAGCAGCAGUUCUUGAGAAGGAAAGAAGCAAAGUUAAGAUUCUCGAAGAUGAUCUCAAUCACUCCCAGGAAAUUUUGAAAUCUCUCGAAGCGAUGCAUAAGAAUGAUUCCUCGAGCUUGAAGGCACAGGUGACGAAGGCCAAUAAAGAAUUGGAACAUGUUAAGGUGACCAACCAUGAAUUGUACGAAGAAGUGUCGACCCUGGAGACGAGACUCAGGGAAAUGAGGAAAGUCAAAGCUGCGGACGAUGAGACAAUUAAGAGUCUAUCGCAGGAAUUGCGAGCCAAACAGAUUCAACUGAAUAAUUUGCAGCAGAUGAUCAAACAUGGUAGUCCACCCACCUUGGCCCAGGAAUUGGGUACCAGCAAGAGGAUAUGCCUGGGUGAUCCAAAACCUCUGAAGAAAGCAACUUUUGAGUUGCAGAACUCCAUUAAGAAUUUCGAGGGCUGCAAGAAUUGUAUGAGUGCCAAUCCUCAAGUUGUUGAUAUGUGCAAAGGUGUUAAGCGUUUAGCUGACUCUCUGCUGGAUGAUGCUGAACGAGGAAAAUCCCCGUCAAAGACUGAAGAGUGAUCUUCUCUUCAGCAGUUUUACGGUCGAUUCGUGACAACUGUGUAGAAAAUGAGGAAAAAUUCCAUAAAAUCCAAGAAGAAAAUCAAGAAUCAAAAUGCAGCGGGGGGAAAGAGAAGGAAAUUAAAGACAAGCUCAAGAAUCUUCACGAAGCGGCUCAUUCUCUCACGAUGGCAAUGGCUGAGUUUGAGGAUAAUUUAGUGCGAACGAAUACGAAAAUGAAGAUUCAACUUGUCAACAAUGGAGAUCCAAGAUUGUCGUCAGAUCCCAGUGGCAUCAAUUCAAAUAUCCAUCCAACUAUUGAGUCCAUAUUCCUUGUUCUCCGGAAACUCCUUCCACCUCCUUCUUUUGCAGAGGCCCUCAAUCUAUACCGGGAAGUGCAGUCAUCUCCCAACUGGCGACAAAUUGAAGCUUCCCUCCCAAAUUUUUGGAUUUCCGUUGAUGGUGUCCUAGUUAAAAGAGUUAAUUCUCCAACUCAAAAAGUGGCGCUUCUCCCAGAUGUUGAUCCGACAGAUGAACAUCUAGUGACUGUAAACGCUGUACCCCUCAUACCAGGUGAUUCUCGAUGGAUUCCCGCCAAAUUUACCUACCGUGGUACGUCACAAUCGUCCCGAUAAGAGUGAAUAAUAAUUGUUGAAGAUUGCAUCAAAGACUUUUGCAUUGAAAUGAGAUUUUGCAAAGGAGCAAGAUAAUGUUAGAAGAAGAAACUCAAAGGUUUCUGCUGUGCCUUUUUCUAGUCCAAAAAAACAAAAUAAAAUUAUUCAGUAAAUAUAUCGACUAUUGUAAUACAAAGAAAAUACACAAAAAUGAAGUUUAAUGAAAAAAAAAUCACAAAACAUAUAAAUACAAAAAGUUUUGCAAUUACUUGUUACAUUGAUAGGAUUUUUUUUUUGUCUCUAUAGCGAUAUACUUAGUAAUGCAAUCACUUUUAUUCGUCUAAGAUUCAUUGCGUAGUUUUUUAUAUCCCCAAGUACAAUUUUAAUUGAUAAUUAUAUACAAUUUACAAGUAGAUGAACACACGUUAUGUUUUAAGAGAUUUUUUUGUCGCCUGUAGAUAAACAGAACACCGAAUACUGGCAUGUUUUUUUUAUAAUUAUAUUAUUUUGAACAAAUAUAAUCAAGUUGUGAGCUUCCAAUGUUGCAA